Messenger RNA from Dromiciops gliroides (monito del monte), 3630 nucleotides. RefSeq names its product Tax1 binding protein 1 (gene TAX1BP1). Gene Ontology annotation, molecular function: protein binding. Gene Ontology annotation, biological process: negative regulation of apoptotic process. Lineage: Eukaryota; Metazoa; Chordata; Mammalia; Microbiotheria; Microbiotheriidae. The record is from RefSeq and is a predicted model, not a curated record.
CCCUCCCUCCGUCCCUCCCUCCCCCGCUCCUCCUCCUCCUGUUCUUCCUCUUCAGUCCGUAGGUCCGUCCGCCCCUCAGCGACGGAGCCCUCUAGCCCAUCCGUGGCGGAAAGCGCCGGGCGGCCGAUGGCGACUCUGAGCGGGAGGCUUUGUUGACGCUGCCCAGCCUUCGCCGGGGCCUCGCCGGCCCUGCCUUGGAUAAGCUAUGACAUCCUUUCAAGAAGUCCCGUUGUCAAGCACUCUUCAGACUUCCAACUUUGCACACGUCAUCUUUCAAAAUGUGGCCAAGAGUUAUCUUCCCAAUACCCACCUUGAAUGUCACUAUACCUUGACCCAGUAUAUUCAUCCACACCCAAAAGACUGGGUUGGCAUUUUUAAGGUUGGUUGGAGUACAGCUCGGGAUUAUUAUACAUUUUUAUGGUCCCCAAUGCCUGAACAUUAUGUGGAAGGAUCAACAGUGAAUUGUUUAUUGUCCUUUCAAGGGUAUUACCUUCCAAAUGAUGAUGGAGAAUUUUAUCAGUUCUGUUAUGUUACCCAUAAGGGUGAAAUUCGAGGAGCAAGUACACCAUUCCAAUUUCGAGCAUCUUCUCCAGUUGAGGAACUGCUGACUAUGGAAGAUGAAGGAAAUUCCGACAUGUUGGUGGUGACUACAAAAGCUGGCCUGCUGGAGUUCAAAAUUGAGAAAACUAUGAAAGAAAAAGAAGAGCUGUUAAAGGUAACUACUGUUCUGGAGAAGGAGACUUCGCAGCUCAGAGAACAGAUUGGAAUGCUGGAAAAGGAACUUUCCAAUGAAAAAGAGAGACGUGACCAGCUGCAGGCGGAGCGUGAGGGUCUUGUUGAAGCGUCACAAACUCUAAAAAUGGAAAAUGAAGAGCUGAAGAAAAAACACAGUGAAGCAACUUCCAAAGUUCUCCAGCUUGAGGAAGAUCUGGUGACUGUGAGCCAGAAAGCAAUUACAAAGGAGACUGAAUUGGACAGUUUGAAAGACAAACUCAAGAAAGUAACACUUGAAAAAGAGCAGCUAGAAUGUCAGUUGAAGACUGAAAAGGAUGAGAAGGAACUUUAUAAGGUUCAUCUGAAGAACACAGAAAUCGAGAAUACCAAGCUUGUCACUGAAGUGCAGACUUUAAAGAAUUUAGACGGGAACAAGGAAAACAUGAUUGCCCAUUACAAGGAGGAGGUGGGCCGACUGCAGCUGUGUGUGGCGGAAACAGAGAGCCUGCAGAGAACCUUCCUGCUGACAGCCUCCAACAAAGAUGACAUCGCAUAUCUAAAAGAAGAGCUUCGCAAAGCAGAGGAAGAGAUCCAGGGUACUCGGCAAAAAGUCGUGUUUCUGGCCAAAGAGCUAAGUGAUGCAGUCAAUGUGAGAGAUCAGACCAUGGCUGACCUCCAUAGUGCCCGGCUAGAAAAUGAGCAGAUCAAAAAACAGCUGGUGGAGACUGUGGCUGAGCUUCGAGCCGUCGUGAAAAAGCAACAGGAGAAAACAGAUCCUGUUGAACAGGACCUGCGCAGAGAGGUGGAAGAACUGAAGCUCCGCUUGCAGAUGGCUGCAGAUCAUUACCGAGAGAAAUUCAAGGAGUGUCAGAAGCUCCAGAAGCAGGUGCUGCGGCUCUCAGAGCAGUCUAAAACUGGGAACCAGCAGAAAGUGAUGGAUGCCUCAAGCAGCACAGAGACAGCGGCUGACUCUCCCGUUAACCCCCAAAGUAUCGGCUGCUCCAGGUACCCUAAACCUGCCAAGGUGUUUAUGAAUUGUGGUGGCCAGGGGCAAGUCUGCGAAAUGACCAAAGAAAUUGCUGAGAAAAGAGAAUAGUAUAAGAAAAUGAAACAACUACUUUUGGAUGAAAGGGCCAAAUGUAGCAGCUACGCUGAUGAACUGGCCAGGUUGGAGCUGAAGUGGAAGGAGCAGGUGAAAAUCAGCGAGGAUGCGAAACUUCGCCUGGCGGAGGUCGAGGACCAAUAUAAAGUACAGUUGGUGCAGAGAGAACAAGAAGUAAAUGAUCUGACCUCGAUUUUGGAAACUCUUACCAGGGAGAAGGAAGAGGCAAAGAAGGAGAUGAAAAGGAGAUUUGAAGAUCAAGCCGAGAGAGUCAUGGAAGGUCAGAGUUCUUGGCCCUCCCAAGUGAGUGGCCCCCCAAAAGAGCAGAGUGGUCCUGUGCCUUCGGUGCCGAACAGGAAGCCGGUUCUGCAGUUUGGAAACCCCUAUGUAGCCCAGGACACAAGAGAUGGAGCAGAUGGCGCUUUUUACUCAGAUGAAAUCCAAAGGCCACCAGCAAGAAUGUUCUUGUGGGAACUGGAAGACAAUGUUGUCUGUAGUCAGCCUGCUCGAAACCUUAGCCGGCCUGAUGGUUUAGAAGACCCCGAAGAUAGCAAUGAUGAUGAUGGGAAUGUCCUUCGUGCUCCAGAACCUCCGAGCCAGCUUUUACAUGCUCAUGGAACGGGCUUUUGCUUUGAUUCCAGCUUUGAUGUUCACAAGAAGUGCCCUCUCUGUGAAUUAAUGUUCCCUCCUAACUACGAUCAGAGCAAGUUUGAAGAACAUGUGGAAAGUCACUGGAAGGUGUGCCCCAUGUGCAGUGAGCAGUUCCCUCCAGACUAUGACCAGCAGGGGUUUGAAAGGCACGUUCAGACCCAUUUUGAUCAGAAUGUUUUAAAUUUUGACUAGAAUGUCAUUUUUUUAAUGCAUUAUUCCAGUUUACCAUUUAAAAAAAGAUCACCUCCAAUAGAUAAAACGUAUGUGAUAAAGCAUCUGCUGCAGUUUUCUGACUACUUACAUUAUACAUUACCUGUGUGCAAUGCAGUAGAAUUAGGGUCAGGAUGGAUGUGUGGCUUAUCAGCAGAUAGCAAUUCAACCUGUUACUUUCAGGAAGUUCUGUGUGUGUGUGUGUAUCUAUUUAUUCCUUGAUUGUGAACAUUGUAUCAGUAAAGGAUACAGGGAUUAUUUUAAUGUGACAACAGAAAAAUAUUACAUGGUGGUAGUUACUUAGCUGACUGAUAAGUUUCUGUUGAAUAGGUGAUUGAGCACGAUUAAACACGAUGUAAUAAAAAGUGUUCCUUCGGCAGUCUUGUGUAGUAAUUCUUUGGGAAACUCAGAAAAUGAUAGAAUUGAUCCUAUGAACGUAUAAUUAUAACUCCUCUUUAGCAGUUUAGAUGCAUGUAAGAUGAGGUUACAUGUUUGCAAAUAGAAAUUACAGGUACAUGUGUUUGCCAUGUGAAAUUGUACAUGUGAGAUGAUUGCCCUUUAGGAAUUCACGAAAGCACAUUUUGCCUUUAAUCAUCCAGUAUUUUUAUGAAUAAAAAAUAAUUAUAAUUAGAUUAUCUGAAUAACUUAUUUAAAAAUACUCUUACAGUUGUAUUUCUAGCUAGUAAAAAGUGGUCUUGGCAAAGCCUCCAUGAUGUGACUGCAGAACCCUCCACACCAAAUUCUACCCGCUGGCUCUGGUGUUCUUGACAUGUACUUCCAGGGGCCGGGUUUUGUGCAUUUUGCAGUUUUCCUGUUGAGCAUAAAGAUUAGUUUCUAAUGAAGCAAUUAAAAAAUGUGACAGGAACACCCAAAUCAAAGCUGUGUGUUUCUUUAGUUCAGAUCUGUUUCUGUCUGUAUAGUACUCAUUACAUUAAAGGUAAACCAGUAUUGGA